AUCUCUAUCGCUGAACGCGGGUUGGCAGUGUCAAACAAUCACAAUGAGCGUCUGUUCAUGCGGAUGAAAUUCAACACAUAAAUUUCUAUACAAUUAUUGGUAUUCAUGUAAAUUUCUGCCAUCAUGGCAGACGCUUUCUGUUGUUUAAGGCGGUUAUUUGGUGGUUCAAGUCCUGGUCAUAUUAAACUGCAAGAACUUCCUUCUGUUCAGUUAGAUCCGACAAAUAUCGGUUCUGAGGUGGUGAUAGUGAAGAACGGUAAGCGGCUAUGCGGUACGGGGGCUGCCUUCUCCAACGCUCCUAUCAACCAAGACAAAGCCUACUUCGAGGUCAAAGUUCAGUCCACAGGUGUGUGGGGUGUAGGCCUAGCAACCAGAAAAUGUGGUGUAAACAAGGUGCCCCUUGGAGACAACGAGGAGGCGUGGGUGCUGAGGCAUGAUGGUAAACUGUACCACCGCAAUGAGGAGAAGGGGAUGCUGUCCCAGGUCCCGCAGGAGGGAGACAUCGUGGGCCUAACAUAUGAUCACGUGGAGCUGAAUUUCCGGCUGAAUGACAAACCCAUGAAUAUCCCCAUGACGGGCAUAAAAGGCACAGUGUAUCCUGUAUUCUAUGUCGAUGAUGGUGCGACGCUUGAUGUGCAAUUUAACAAUUUCUACUACACAGUCCCAGAUGGGUACGACAGCAUCAUGAUAGAACAGAGGUUAUUAUAGCAUUGAUUUUAUAUAUACCAGUACUAGUGUAUAGCUGUACUUGUGAAUUGUAAAUGACUGUUAGUAGCAUUUCAGUGCUGUUUCAUUGUACAGAAUGUAAAUGUCAAUUGAUCAAUGUUUUGAUUUGAGUGUGAAAGUAUGAAUUUUAUUGGGUUGUAGGUAGCAUCAAAGAUCUAUUGAUCUUUUAUUGAACUGUUAACCGUAUAAUUGAACUAUUGGUUGUUGAAGCACAGAUGGAGAUCUUGACCAAGCUUUCCACAGUUUUCAUGACAUUCUAAUUACUAGUAAUUGUUAAUAUUAAUAUUGCAGAGAUAAAAACUGCCUUUUUGGAGGCCACCAUUUUUGACAAACUUAAACACAUUUUCCCAUGGAAAUCUUUUAUAAUUAUGUUAUCUUUCAUUCAUUUUAUGUUGUUGAUUUGUUUACAUGUAUAUGAAAUCAUAAGUGUCCGUUCUUUUUAGGAAAUGCAUCUUUUUUAUACUUAUGUAUAUCAUAAUGUGCCACUUGAUAUAAGAUAUAAGUGAAUAUGAUAACUCUUGAGUUGAAGCUGUCAUCACCACAGUAGAUUCUUGUUCUAUAACAUAUGUGUAACUGUAUGCAUCAACAAUUGGAAUAAACCAUGUUAAUAUAAGUUGAUUGAGAAAUUUUAAAUCUGAAGUAUCUUAAACUAUGUUUACCCUUUCUCAUGAUAAGUGUUUGUAAGUUUAAAUUUAAACCACUGUCUUAAUUGAAUAUGAAUUAAAUGUGUAUUGGUGUAUAGACA
Molecule: messenger RNA, 1471 nt
Organism: Dreissena polymorpha
Lineage: Eukaryota; Metazoa; Mollusca; Bivalvia; Myida; Dreissenidae
Product: SPRY domain-containing protein 7-like
Exons: 5
Coding region: 124-708 (194 amino acids)
Molecular function (GO): protein binding
Source: RefSeq, a predicted model, not a curated record